Messenger RNA from Paramecium tetraurelia, 738 nucleotides. RefSeq lists its product as uncharacterized. The record is from RefSeq and is a predicted model, not a curated record. Lineage: Eukaryota; Ciliophora; Oligohymenophorea; Peniculida; Parameciidae. The transcript has 3 exons.
AUGUUAAUAUUGAUAGUGUUGUCAUUGGCUUAUGCUCAAAUGUAGGAUGAACAAUAAUUGACAAAUGCAGCUUGCGUCAUCUUUUCUAGAUACUAUUUACAAUCUAAUUAGGAGUUAGCAGGUAGGGCUGUAGGGGAAAUGAUUCAACAAGGAUUAACAUAAGAAGAGGCAGUAAUGUUUGCUGUUGCUUCCUUAGUUGAAUAAUGUUUAGAUAGUAUUACGACUCAGUAAACAAUGGAGAUUAUUCAACAAUUGCAAUCAUAAAAAAUCAAUGUAGAAGCACAUAAGCAUUUAGUCGAUAAAGCUGAUUUAAGAAAGUAUGGGUCAAAAAAGAAGAGUGCAAAAAAAAAUGAAAUUCUUAAAAUAAUUAAGUCUAUAGAUGAUAUGGUUAAUCAAUAAAAAAAAGAGUAUGAGGGAGGUGAUGAUGGAAGUGAUUAAUAAGAGGGAGGAAGAAAGAGGUAGAGAAAUAGAAAUAAAUAACAAGAAUUGCCUGAUAUAUCUAUUUUUGAAGCAAAGGAAUGGCUUGUUUUAGCAGCUUUUGUUUUAGUAGGUGUUUUACUAUCGUAUAUAAUUUGUUGUGUCCCUGAGAGAAAUAAAAAAUAAAAAAAGGAAAAAAAUAAAGUUACAUAAAAGGUUGUAGAAGAUGAUUAAUCUAAAGGACAAGAGGAAGAUGAAUCAGAGGCUGAAAACUCCCCUAAAGAAGUUGCAUAGAGUGAGGAAAAAUAGAAAGCGGAGUGA